Molecule: messenger RNA, 406 nt
Organism: Drosophila innubila
Lineage: Eukaryota; Metazoa; Arthropoda; Insecta; Diptera; Drosophilidae
Product: protein Diedel-like
Exons: 1
Coding region: 14-355 (113 amino acids)
Source: RefSeq, a predicted model, not a curated record
GAUUCGCAUAAUAAUGAAGGUAACCGGUAUUCUACUGCUCAUUGCCUGUGGCUUGGCAUACUUCAGUCAGGCUCAAGGAGAUUGCUGUAACACAUCCUUAGAGCUCCUCUUUGCUGUGGACGGAGGAGCCUGCGGUCAAGCUGGAGCGGAAACUACACCGCAGGGUUGCAAGCUGACAAUUUGUGCUGAUGGCCGGGCUAAGACGAGCAAAUACUGUGGACGUGGAUCGUGCGAUUCAGAUGGUUGCAACUGCAGCGAAGGCUGCAUUUCCGGCAAUUGGCAGCAAAGUUUCGUGGACAAUAAUAAGCAACUCAAGAUCGUAGUUACGAACGCUAAUUGGAAACAUGAUAAUUAAAGAUUGAAAAAUUAAAAAAUAAUAAAUUCACUACUCUAAAAUUGCAAAUAA